Fraxinus pennsylvanica is the source of this 1626-nucleotide messenger RNA. Lineage: Eukaryota; Viridiplantae; Streptophyta; Magnoliopsida; Lamiales; Oleaceae. The record is from the annotation of a GenBank genome assembly.
AUGCAAGUGUCAGAUCAAUCAUCUAUUCUGUGGGCAAUAGUUGGCUUAGCCAUCGAUAACGACCUAAUAUCCCUGCACCUAGAAAGAAUUUAUAAGGAUUUUGUUCAUCUGGAAUCAAGAACUUGGAAGUUCCUGCUGGUGAUAACAAAUGGGGCUUCCUCUUUCACUACUUUCAUCAACACUGUGGAAACAUUUAUUGCCAGAUCAAUAAGCUUUGGAAGCAAAGAAGGAGAACUAAUCUCGAUGGAAUCACUCAGCUUCAAGAAUAAAGAUAUGGAGAAACACUCAAAACCUGAAAAAGAAACUCUAAAAACACAUGUUCCAUUGAAAGAAUUGGUCGUAGACAAUGAGAACGAAACCUCAGAUUAUUCAGAAGUCAAGAAGUCGAAACCCGAGAUUGCAUUUCCUGUUCAAGAACCCUUCGUGUUUUCUUCCCCGAGACCUGUUAACGAGCUGAAUUCUGCCGCGACGACACUUCAGAAAGUUUACAAGAGUUACCGGACGAGAAGGAACCUUGCAGAUUGUGCAGUUAUUGUUGAAGAGCUUUGGUGGAAGACCUUGGAUUCUGCAGCUCUGAAACAGAGCUCGAUAUCGUUCUUCAACGAAGCUGAACACGAAACUGCUGUGUCCCGGUGGGCUCGUGCAAGGACAAGGGCUGCUAAGGUUGGCAAAGGUUUAUCCAAGGACGAGAAAGCUCAGAAACUAGCACUGCAACAUUGGCUUGAAGCUAUUGACCCUCGUCAUCGCUAUGGACACAACUUACAAUUCUACUAUGAUGAAUGGUCGGAGAGCAAAAGUUUUCAACCGUUCUUCUAUUGGUUGGAUGUUGGCGAUGGUAAGGACGUAAAUCUUGAACGUUGCCCCAGAGUCAAUCUGCAACGUCAAUGCAUAGAAUAUCUUGGACCAAAACAGAGAGAAAUAUACGAAGUGAUUGUAGAUGAAGGGAAAUUAGCAUACAGACAAAGUGGGAUUCUCUUGGAUACAACUGAAGGCUCAAAAUGGAUUUUUGUCCUUAGCACAUCAAGAACUCUAUAUGUAGCACAGAAGAGAAAAGGUGUUUUUCAGCACUCCAGUUUUCUAUCUGGUGCAGCUACAACAGCUGCUGGUAGAUUAGUUGCUCAUCAUGGUAUUCUAGAGGCAAUAUGGCCAUACAGCGGUCACUAUCUUCCGACUGAAGAUAAUUUCAAGGAAUUCAUCAUGUUUCUUGAGGAGAAUCAUGUAGAUUUAACAAAUGUUAAGAGGUGUGCAAUAGAUGAUGACAGAACCUCAUUUAAGGAAGAUGCUAUCAAUGUUGAGGGACCAGACAUUAAUACACUCAAGGCACCUCAUAAAGGCAGUACAUCAAUCAACACUGCUAAUAUAGAAGCACCGAAACUUGACUUGCCCAGGACUUUAUCUUGCAAGUGGACUACUGGAGUUGGGGCCCGCAUCGGAUGUGUUCGAGACUACCCGAUGGAGCUUCAGUCUGAGGCACUAGAAAGAGUAAAUUUAUCGCCUACAAUAACACCAGGCCACCUGAAGAGUUGUUUGCCCAUCCCAUCUCCACGACCAAGCCCGAAAAUACGAAUGUCACCUCGGCUUGCAUAUAUGGGACUUCCUAGCCCAAGGGUGUCUCUCCGUGCCUAG